This is a messenger RNA of Lactuca virosa, 1593 nucleotides long. The record is from the annotation of a GenBank genome assembly. NCBI's taxonomy places the organism in Eukaryota, Viridiplantae, Streptophyta, Magnoliopsida, Asterales, Asteraceae.
GAGAGAGAGAGAGAGAGAGAGAGAGAGAGGGGAAAAAUCAAUUGGGUAAAAUUGUGUAUAUUUUUAUAUAUGUGAAAGAGAGUAGCCAUGGUGUCCGACCAAGAGAUAGCUAAAGGAGUUGAGAUUCUUCUGAGUCAAUCAGACCCUAAAUCAUUCACAUCCCUCAGCGAUGUUGUUCACCAGCUCGGCCAAAAAUUAGGGUUUGAUUUGUCUCAUAAGGCCGUCUUCAUCCGUGACCAAAUCAAUAACCUUCUUUACCGAUCACAAUCUCACCACCAACACCCACCAACACCACAGCCACCGCCACCGUCCUCCGUCACUACCUCGGGGAUUGCGAAAGACCAUUUUGCCCUACAACAGCAGCAAGCGCAAUAUCAUUUCACCCAACCACAGCCUCAUCCGUCUCAAUUUCACCAUGCUCAUUUCGCUCUUCAACAACAGCAGCAACAGCAACAGCAUCAGCAUCAGCUACAGCAGCAACAUCAACAUCAACAGCAACGCCAGCGUCACCCUGUCGAACUUAAUUUCAGUAAGCCUCCGGUGGCGGCGGUGGUUCCUUCUCCUUCGCCCCAGCAGACACAAGUGCAGCCCUUGCCGGAGGUGAAAACUGAGGGGGGAGUUGUUGUUCAGGAUGCCGGUGGGAAAUCGUCUGAAAAACCCAAAAAAGGUGGUGCAACUGGAACCAAAAGAAGAGGAGGACCAGGUGGCCUAAACAAACUCUGUGGCAUUACACCUGAGCUUCAAGUUAUUGUUGGCGAGUCAGCAUUAUCAAGAACUGAUAUUGUUAAGCAGCUAUGGGCAUACAUCAAGAAAAACAACCUUCAAGAUCCAGGGAACAAAAGAAAGAUAAUUUGUGAUGAUGCGUUGCGUGUUGUAUUUGAAACCGAUUGCACUGACAUGUUCAAGAUGAAUAAGUUGCUUGCCAAACAUAUCAUCCGACUCGAGCCCACAAAAGAAUCAUCACGUAAAAGGACAAAGGUCAAUGUUGAGCCUCCUGCAGCUGAAAAUACAAAUACAGAUGCAAAUACAGAUACAAAUACAAAUACAAAUACAAAUACGGAUGAUGUUGUUCCUUGUCAAGUUAUCAUUUCGGAUGCACUUGCCAGCUGUCUUGGUCUUGGUACUGCAGAAAGAGAGAUGUCCCAAUCUGAGGCUUUGAGACUUGUUUGGGAGUACAUCAAGCUCAAUAAUCUUGAGGAUCCUGGAAAUCCGGUGAUGAUUGUGUGUGAUGAAAAGCUGAAGGAACUAUUUGGAUUCUUGUCUUCUCAACUUACAUGGACUGAUAUUAUGCAAACAGGAAUUGAGGAAUUGAGCGUCUGACAUAUGAUGUGAAGAAAGAAAGUAGUAGUAGUAGUAAAAGUUUUUAAGUUUGUUUUUAUGGUUGUGGGUGCUGCUGACAUGGUAAUGGUAGUGUCUAGAAUGAUGUUGCAACUUGUUUUUAUGUUAAAACCAAACCCAACAAAUGGUUUUCUUGUUGAUGUUGUGGUGUUGUUUACUUUUACCCUUUGUAAAUGCCUAACCUUGGUUUGGACACAACUCAAGAAUGUAGUAGUGAAAACUAAACUAGUCUUUAAUGGAAGGAACCUUUUUUUA